Molecule: messenger RNA, 556 nt
Organism: Eriocheir sinensis (Chinese mitten crab)
Lineage: Eukaryota; Metazoa; Arthropoda; Malacostraca; Decapoda; Varunidae
Gene: RpL14
Product: 60S ribosomal protein L14-like
Exons: 5
Coding region: 55-513 (152 amino acids)
Biological process (GO): ribosomal large subunit biogenesis; translation
Cellular component (GO): cytosolic large ribosomal subunit; ribosome
Molecular function (GO): RNA binding; structural constituent of ribosome
Source: RefSeq, a predicted model, not a curated record
UGUGGACGGCGCCUUAACGUCCCUUCCUCCAGUGUCUCCCCCAAACAAGCAGCCAUGCCCAAGGAGACGUUCCGCAAGGUAGUCCAGAUCGGGCGGGUGAUCUACCUCAAUGAAGGGCCCUACCGUGGUAAGCUGGCCGUCAUUGUGGACAUCAUUGACUGCAACAAGGCCCUGAUCGAUGGACCAUGCACAGGUGUCCCCCGCCAGGCAUUCAAGUUCUCCGAGAUGCUCCUGACGAAGUAUUUGCUUAAGAUCAACCGCAGCCAGAGGUCCAAGAUUCUACGUGGCGUGUGGGAAGAGGCAAAGAUUGACGAGAAGUUUGCCGAGUCCAGGUGGAACAAGAACCUGGAGAAGGAUGUCGUGCGUUCCAACAUGACAGACUUUGACCGGUACAAGCUGGGCCGCGCCAGGCAGAGCCGUAACAAGAUCCUCAACCGCGUCCACUUCCACAUCAGGAAACAGCACUUCAAGUCCCUCAGGGUAGCCAAACUUAAGAAGGCUGCCAAGAAGUAAAAAAUAUCUUGCUGGAUGAGCUAAAUAAACUUGUUGGGUGUAA